Molecule: messenger RNA, 438 nt
Organism: Lachancea thermotolerans CBS 6340
Lineage: Eukaryota; Fungi; Ascomycota; Saccharomycetes; Saccharomycetales; Saccharomycetaceae
Gene: FYV7
Product: Fyv7p
Exons: 1
Coding region: 1-438 (145 amino acids)
Source: RefSeq, a predicted model, not a curated record
AUGCCUCCAAGAGUCCAAAAACACACGAGGGAGUCCAAAGUGCGAGACAUCCAAAAAAGUCUUGUUCGGAGAGCCCGUUUGAGAAAGGACUACUUCAAAGCUUUGAAAGAAGAAGGAUAUACUGCACCAGAGAAACAAGAGAGUAAGACAAAGCGCAGUUACCGUGAGGUUCGGGAACAAGCUACUGCAGCAAAUAGAAAGAAGCUUGAUGAAAAAAAGGAGAUGAAGAAAUUACGAGGAAGAAUGGAGUAUCAAAAGGCUCAGGAAAAAAGGAAAACCGAGCUACAAAAGAUUAACGAAGCUAAAGAGAGGGAGAAGCAACGGAAUCAAAGGUCUAAAAAGGUUACACAGCGUACCAGGUCUGGCCAGCCGCUAAUGGGACCUAAAAUAGAAGACCUUCUCAGUAAGAUCAAAGCUGAUGACACUUACACAAACUAG